Vollenhovia emeryi is the source of this 530-nucleotide messenger RNA. RefSeq names its product THAP domain-containing protein 2-like. Bases 204 to 530 code for a protein of 108 amino acids. The record is from RefSeq and is a predicted model, not a curated record. The transcript is spliced from 2 exons. NCBI's taxonomy places the organism in Eukaryota, Metazoa, Arthropoda, Insecta, Hymenoptera, Formicidae. Gene Ontology annotation, molecular function: sequence-specific DNA binding.
UCGCAUUCGCCAAUCACGAAAAACGGGGCCGUGACCAUAGACUUCUAUAGACGGAGCAUUAGCUACGACUCUGGGCAAGAGGGGUCUGAUAAUCGGGGCGCGGGAGGCACUCAUCUGACAUCGACUCUUUCCGGUGAGAUUCGGGAAUAUUCGGUUCAUAUUUCCAUCGUAUCGAAGACACCUAACCUGUUAAACGGACUUUUAUGUACAAUUGUGUUGUUACUCACAGGAAAUAUAAAAGUGCAAACAUGAGCUUUUGUAUUGUUUACAAGUGCAAAAAUCGACACAGUAAGAAAAAUGCAGAACAAAUAGAGAUGGAAAAAAUUUUUAAUCGGAAAAUUUCAUAUCAUUUAUUUCCUAAAGAUAUAGAAAGACGACAGAAAUGGCUUAAAGCCUUACAGUUAGAAAAUUAUGAACCUAAAAAAUCAGCUGCAGUUUGUUCCAGUCAUUUUAAAGAUACAGACUAUGAAAUAAAUCAUGCAAAUCGCAAGUUAAAAAAAGAUGCUGUUCCACAUGUACGUAUAUAUUAG